Thermothielavioides terrestris NRRL 8126 is the source of this 1191-nucleotide messenger RNA. RefSeq lists its product as uncharacterized. The transcript is spliced from 3 exons. The record is from RefSeq and is a predicted model, not a curated record. NCBI's taxonomy places the organism in Eukaryota, Fungi, Ascomycota, Sordariomycetes, Sordariales, Chaetomiaceae. The coding region runs from base 1 to 1191 and encodes 396 amino acids.
AUGGACGGCAAUUCCCAAACGACGCAGCGUCGCGCCAGCGACGUACGGCCGGCCUCCGAAGAGAGGCCGGACAGUCCAUCCGUCCAGGCGCAACGGCUUGAAGAAGAGAAGCCGGACAGCCCACCCUACCAGGCGCAACCGCUUGAAGCAGUCACCAUUGGGUCGGGAGCAUCGCCUGACCAAGGUACUGAAUCGCCUAUCCAGUCACCGACAGAAACGUCCCCUGCUCUUGGAGGUGGCACGCAGGCGCAAGCGCUUGAAGUGGUCGCCAUUAGGCCAGGAGCGACGCCUGACCAAGGUACUGAAUCGCCUGUCCAGUCGGCCUUCGAAGAGAAGCCGGACAGUCCACCCUUCCAGCUUGAAAAGGCCAUCCUUGGGCCGGGACCGUCGCCUGACCAAGGUACUGAAUCGCCUGACCAGUCACCGACAGAAGCGUCCCUGGCUUUUGACAGUGACUCGGAGUUCAUGGAUGAACCCCUUGAUCGCAGAGCCUCAGCGCUGGCAGUGAUACUCAGCGGGACCCCGCAAGAGGUCGGCGAAGACGACGAGCAUGGCGUCUGGUAUUUGGACAGACAUGGCACCUGCCUCGUGGGAGCUCGCCAUCGACAUGACAAGGACGGCGGCGUAUACUUCGCCAGCUACUCGGAUGUUCUCGAGGCCAACAUCAGCACGCGGGAGGAAGCGUUGAACGAUGCCAUAGACGAUAUCUUGGGCCUCGCCUAUGACACGACAUACCCGAUUAACGCCAGACUCUUGGCCGAGUCCCAGGUAGCCGCUCUGACCCGCGCACCCGGGUCGCUCGCAAAACGUUCACAGCCUCAAGGCGAGCAAUCACGCGCGGGGCUCCCCUUCUCGCGCAGGCCCAACUCAUCCGCGCCAAGCGUGCCCCCAUGGGAGGCCUUGCGACACCCUUGGGUCCGACACCCUGGCCUCCUCCGACUGCCGACGGGUGCGGGUGACGCCCGGGGAUGGACGCAUCAGAUGGCGACAGCCGGGGACAACAAUGCGAGGCAGACAAAGGCGCGGAGGAAGACCAUGGGAACACGAGCGCUAAGGCUUGAAGGUUCAGCGCAGGAUGCGUGCGACACGCAGAUUCAGCCGUGUUGGGAGUCGAAGGAGUUGUUGGUCCUUGCGCGGGGCUCGUCGAUAUCAUCAAGCGUCAACUGUCUGCGUGACAAUGGCAACAAUUAG